AUGUCUGCCUUCUCGGAGGCGGUGCUGGAGAAGAAGCCGUCGGAGCUGAGCAACUCGCAGCAGAGCGUGCAGACGUUGUCACAGUGGCUGAUCCACCACCGCAAGCACUCACGGCCCAUCGUCACCAUUUGGGAGAGGGAGCUGCACAAGGCCAAACCAAACAGAAAACUGACAUUUCUUUAUCUUGCCAAUGAUGUCAUCCAGAACAGCAAAAGAAAAGGGCCAGAAUUCACAAAAGAUUUUGCGCCAGUCAUAGUUGAAGCCUUUAAGCAUGUUUCCAGCGAGACUGAUGAAAAUUGUAAAAAGCAUCUUGGAAGAGUGCUGUCUAUUUGGGAAGAAAGGUCUGUUUAUGAAAAUGAUGUGUUAGAACAACUCAGGCAAGCUCUCUAUGGCGAUAAGAAGUCUAGAAAGCGUUCAUAUGAACAGAUAAAGGUGGAUGAGAAUGAAAAUUGUUCAGCGCUAGGAUCACCAAGUGAACCUCCACAGACUAUAGAUCUCAUUAGAGCCUUACAAGAACUUGAAAAUGCAGCCUCUGGUGAUGCAGCAGUUCAUCAGAGAAUAGCUUCUUUGCCUGCUGAAGUCCAAGAUGUAUCUCUGCUAGACAAAAUAACAGAUAAAGAAUUGGGAGAACAGUUUUCCAAGAUGGUAGAUGAUGCAUGCAUGCUGUUGGCAGAUUACAACGGUCGAUUGGCAGCAGAAAUAGAUGAUAGGAAGCAACUAACUCGAAUGUUAUCAGAUUUUCUUCAUUGUCAAAAAGAAGCCCUUGCAGAGAAAGAACAUAAGUUGGAAGAAUACAAGCGCAAAUUAGCCAGAGUAUCCCAGGUUCGAAAAGAACUCAGGUCUCGAAUCCAGAACCUACCAGAUUUGUCUCGGUUGCCCAAUGUCACAGGCAGCCAUGUGCACCUGCCAUUUGCUGGAGACAUCUACAGUGAGGAUUGAUGACAGUACCUUUUUCCAGGGCCUCAGGAC
Molecule: messenger RNA, 969 nt
Organism: Trichosurus vulpecula (common brushtail)
Lineage: Eukaryota; Metazoa; Chordata; Mammalia; Diprotodontia; Phalangeridae
Product: regulation of nuclear pre-mRNA domain-containing protein 1A-like
Exons: 1
Coding region: 1-939 (312 amino acids)
Biological process (GO): mRNA 3'-end processing
Cellular component (GO): RNA polymerase II, holoenzyme
Molecular function (GO): RNA polymerase II complex binding
Source: RefSeq, a predicted model, not a curated record